Rotaria socialis is the source of this 780-nucleotide messenger RNA. The record is from the annotation of a GenBank genome assembly. NCBI's taxonomy places the organism in Eukaryota, Metazoa, Rotifera, Eurotatoria, Philodinida, Philodinidae.
AUGUUCAAUGAUCAAAAAACAAAAUGUGCAAUGUUUGCAAAUGAAAAUCCAUAUUACAAUCCUGAUUAUUUAAAAUGCAUUCUCUCUUUAUACUUGUCUGUGGCACCCAUUUGGAGUAAUUUGUUGAUGGGAAACUUAGAACGUUAUGGUUAUCACAACAGUAGAACUACGGGUAUAUCGGAAUCUCGAUUAAAAGUAAUUAAACAUACGGUGCUUCAAGGCGAAGUAUCAUCUCGCAUUGAUCAAGUAGUGCAAAUACUUGGUUCUAAUAUUCGACAAACUGAAAUAAAUUAUUCCAGCCAUUAUCUACUUAAUUUAACACGAAACAGGAGUAUGCGAGCAAAGAAACUACUAGCUGAAGAACCAUGGAAUAAACGUGGCCCACCAGCAGUUACUACUACAAGCAUUUAUUCUCAAAAACCGAAAGUAUCACUUGUUGCUCAAGUAAAAAAAGCUCUGAAAAUAAAAUCUAAAGCCGAUGAUGUAGUUGUUGUGUCAACAGGCAAAAACACAUUUCAAUUUAAACCUCACCCAAUGCUUUCUCCAAAUCAACUGAGCUGGUUAAAUUCAUCAAUUCAACUAGUUUUAUCAAAUAGCUGUCUCGUUGAAACAUUGCUUAAUAAUUUUUGCUCCUCGUCAAAUGCACACAACUCAGCCAAUAAUCUAGUUACGAUUAUAUCCGAUACAGAAACCAAUAAUAAUACUCAUCAUAAUUUGUACCCUCAAGUCGAACAAAUCACAAUUCAAUAUUUAUGUGAUAUACAUUGGAGAUUUUCGUAA